Molecule: messenger RNA, 2023 nt
Organism: Benincasa hispida (wax gourd)
Lineage: Eukaryota; Viridiplantae; Streptophyta; Magnoliopsida; Cucurbitales; Cucurbitaceae
Source: RefSeq, a predicted model, not a curated record
AAAGUAUGCAUUGGCAAAAGAAACUAUGAACAACGUACACGAUUGAGUGGAAUAGUGGAAAAAACACGCCAUAUACAUGAAGGAAAAAUGAGUAGCGUCUUCAAAUUCCAAAAUUAGUUACUACGAACUCUUCCGUCUCUCUCUCUUUCGAGAAAUUCGGAACCUCUCGGUUCAGUUUCUUGCAAAAUGGAGAGGUUGCCGAUGCAAGCAGUGAUUAGCAAUCAAAGCAAAAUUGGGCUUAUUCAAUUCCCUGCUUCGUGAGAGAAGAGUUUCGUUCCGUUUUUUGCAAAGAAAUAGCGAAACUCUCCGAUCUUGUAACGUAAUCGGAGCUCUUCAAUUCCCUUUAAAACCUUCUUUCUAUGGCAGCUCAACCUCCCCAUUUGUAUUCGCUUCUCUUCUCUGCAAAAUCACCAUUGCAGAAGCUCUGUAUUCAUCUCCCCCUUUUUCUGUCUCAAUCGGGGGAGAGGUACAGUGUUGAGCCAAAAUGAAAAACCGCGGCCCUCGAAAGGUUCCUGCUAAAUGGGUUCCCUUCAUUUGCCUCGCUUUCUUCCUCUUUGGGAUGCUUCUCACUUCCAAUGGCAGGAUUUGGACGCCGAAGCAAUCGGAUUCACGCCUUGUUUCCCGGCUACAACAUGACCAGCAACAACUCCGGAGUGUUUCUGAAGACAUCAUCACUACGAAUCAGAGAUCUGUGGAGGACAAGAGAGUGUUGGCGGAGUUUCACAAAACCCAGGCAGCAAUUCAGUAAGAGUGUUGAUUUGGGUCUCUGUAAUUUAAUCAAUUUGAUUUCAUCUUUUAAAAUGAUAAUCGGAUUGGGAUUUCUGCGUUUUUGUGGUGGUCGUUAUAGAUCUCUAGGCAGGCAAGUUUCUACACUGAAGACUGAAAUGGCUGCGGCUUGGAAGGUUACCCCUCCUGACAUCAAUCGGCCAUCAGAUAGAAAUCAUUUCCCAAGGAAGAAGAUGUUCAUAGUGAUUGGAAUCAAUACUGCCUUUAGCAGUAGAAAGCGGCGUGAUACUGUGAGGGAGACAUGGAUGCCUCAAGGGGAAAAACUCUUGCAAUUGGAGCGCGAGAAGGGAAUUAUCAUUAGGUUCAUGAUUGGCCACAGUGCAAAAUCCAAUAGUAUCUUAGACCGUGCCAUUGACUCAGAAAAUGCUCAACACAAGGAUUUUCUAAGGCUGGAGCACAUUGAAGGAUACCAUGUAUUGUCUGCAAAAACAAAGAUUUUCUUCACCACAGCUUAUGCUAAGUGGGAUGCUGACUUCUAUAUUAAAGUUGAUGAUGAUGUCCAUGUCAAUUUAGGUGCUUUGGCUACAACUCUUGCUCAUCAUCGUACUAAGCCGAGAGUGUACAUGGGAUGCAUGAAAUCUGGACCUGUUCUUUCUGACAGCAAUGAGAAAUACCACGAACCAGAAUAUUGGAAAUUCGGGGAGGAUGGGAACAAGUAUUUCAGACACGCAACUGGGCAGAUUUAUGCAAUCUCAAAUGAUCUGGCUUCUUAUAUCUCAACCAAUCGGCAAAUACUGCACAAGUACGCAAAUGAGGACGUAUCACUUGGUGCAUGGUUCAUUGGUCUUGAGGUUGAGCAUAUCGAUGACCACAGCAUGUGCUGCCCCACGCUACAAGAUUGUGAGUUGAAAGCGCAAGCAGGGAAUGCUUGCAUUGCUUCAUUUGAUUGGAAGUGUAGUGGGAUUUGCGAGUCGGUGGAGAGAAUGAAAUACGUUCAUGAGAAGUGCGGGGAAAAGAAUGACACUCUGUGGACUGCUUCCUUCUGACCUUCUAAAAGUUUUACCAUAUAUAAAGAAAGAGAAGCUGUUCUGUUCAUUGCAACUUGGAAGGAGGUAGCUAACAGAGGCUGCUGGUUCUUCUUCUUCGUCAGCUCUGGUGGAAGCCAUGUGAGAGAGAUGAAUCAAGAUGAAUAGUGAUGUUUUUUCUAUUUAAUUUUGCACUUGUUACCAAUCCAUAGCCUAAUGACAAUAGCUUUUUUUUUCCUUUCUUUUUCUUUUUUAAUGAAAAACAAUUUCAU